UUCUUCCAUGGUGAUCAUCUUUUGGCCUUGCAGCCUUUCUGGCAGGCUUCCUGACUGUGCUGUGUUUGAAGAGCUUUGACUUGGUUUGUCAGGCUGCUCCUCAGCCUUUUUUGGCCUAAUUAUGGUCUUACUUUAGUUUGGUCAAGCUUGCUGUCUCCUCUUUUUCCUGCUUGGAGAAAUGAAGUCCAGCUUUUGAGGGGUGUGAUGAUUUAUUAGUUUUUUUCCUUCUUUUUAACUGUGAUUGCUUUCAUACCCUGUUCUAAAAUUAUGGAUGAUAUUCUGCACCAUGACAAAAUUCAGGUAGGAAAUACAUUCUUCUUUAUCAACUUUAUCAACUUUUAGAGAAAAAAUGAUCUGAACAGCAUGCUCUGCUGUUGCUGACUUUCUGGGUAUUCUGUUUAAGAACUAUCCCAAAGCCUUCUUAAGUGCCAGCAGCCUGGUUUCUGCAGGGAGAUUCUUGGAGGUCAGGACAUGACUGUGCGUUUCAGUGUGGGGAUGCUCUCGUGUUGCAGAUCUAGCGAUGUGCUGAAAACGAAAUCUCUCCUUCUGAAAGCUGAAGUGUGUGCUGUGUAACACUUACCGUACUGCGGGGAGCUUGCCUCUGUUGCUUAAGGUGAUAUGAAUAUCCAGGGUCUGUGAGUAUUUCUCAGGAUGUCAAAGCGGCCUCAUCAUCAUAGGUUUGGUAAUGUCAGUGACCCUGAAAUAUAAAAUGUGUUUCCUGUUGCUAUGCUGGGAUUUUUUUUUCCCUCUACCACCUAAUUUUUGUCAGGUUUAAUAAACUCCCAAUGGAGAAAGUGUUCCCUUUUUUUUUUUUGGAAGGGAAGGGGGGAGGAUGAACAUCCUUUUGUGUUCAGGUCUUCUGAGAAGACAGCAGCGGUGUCUGAGAGAGCUGUGUCCGUCCUGUUGGAGUGUCAAUGGCCAUAGGACUCUCAGAAAAGGAUUUCUGAACAAUUUGCAAAACAGGUUCUCGGUAUCCUUUUCAGGUAGGGAAGGCUAGACAAAAGAGGGAAUCCGGACUGUGGUCCCAGAGACAUGGGACCACGUGCGAUUGCACGUGACAGCAUGUGAUUGCAGAGAGCGAGCCCAUGGGCAGCAAGCAUAGGAGUCCAGCCCCAUUCUUCCAGGAAUGAAAGGGUGAUGGGGCAAAGGAGCAGUUUCCGGGAAACGGUUUAUGUACCUCAUUUAAAGGGUGGAGGGGCCCACGUGGAACCCUGUGUGUAAGGGCUAGGAGGAUCCCAGCCUUAGAUGGAAAGGAACAAUGCUGAGUCUUGUCCUUGAAGCCUGAACUUCUAGGAGUGCUGAGAAGCAGUACUGGAGCCUGGUGCGGCUGUGUCCUGGCUGAGUAGGCGUGCUGGGGCAGCAGGACCACACUCUGGCCAAAAUAAAUGUGCUGCAGAGACCAACAGGCUUCUGCCCUGUAAGCGCCUUCUUGGUUUGGUGUCCAUCUUCACUGCGCUUCAUGGUGCUUAUGGAACCUCUGAGGGCUCUCGUUCCCAAAAGUGGCCUGGUCUGGCAUGGCACAUCCAUAACCUCUUGAUGACUCUUCCCCACGAGGUCCUGUGAUGUCCUGAGAGUGAACUCAGCACAGGUUUCUGUUGCUGAUCCAGACCUAUGCUGUCAUGGUGUCCCAGAGAGGGCACUGUUUGAUACAGGAGGAGUUUGGCCAGAUGCAGUUGAAAAUUACUUGACCGUAAGUUAAAUACGGUCUCUCAAUCUAGCAGACAGCUCUGAGCUGUGAGCAGUCCCUGCUCCUCAAAGAUCCACCAGCUGGGUGGAGUAGCAGGGUUUGUGGAGAGCUUGCUACAGGGCUCAAACUGUCUUUUGUUACAACCAGCAGAUGUAGCACCUGGAGCGUAUUUGUUCUGUGAUCUUUAUCCUGGCCAGUUAGAAGUCCCUCAUUGUGCUUCAGUGUGGAGGUAUGUCUGCAAAAGCAUGCAGAAGGUGAGAUGAGUUCUUGCUAGAAGGCAAGCCAGAAGGUGUUUGAACUUGUCAGGGACACAGAGCUCCUGGGUUGUUCUGCUUUGUAUUUUGCCAUGAUUGUAUGUGGUUAGUGGGCAGCAGAGUGCUUGAGUUUCUUGGUCCUUGCUUUCUUUGCCCAUAAAGUAAGUCUGAUGGCACUAAUAAACCCUUUCCAGGGACUAUGAAAAUAUCGAGCACUGAAUCCUUCUGUUGGGCAGAGCUGCUGUUCAGCUGCAUUAUCGUGGGGCAGCUGGUCACGAUUUUGCUAAUGGCUUCACAUCUAUCUGAUGUUUCCAUAAUGAAAUGGUACAUGCAAUGGGCUUAAUUUGAAUGCAUCCUUAUCUUCAUGUUUUGCAUACUCCUGUCGCCUUUCAUUGUGAGAAUGAGGGCAGUGGCUCUUAGAAAGGCUGUUGAAAUAGCGCAGGUAACCAGUGCGGGGGGGAUUUUUUUAAUACUUCUAGUCUGUCUCAGUUCAGUUAGCACUGUACCAGCACUGUGAGUGCUUUUCCACUGCCCAGCAAAGGGUCCAGCCUGCAAAAGAGAUUGGAAUUCUAUGUUUGAAGCAGAGGUGAGAAUGGAUGCAUGGCCGCCUGCCGUCUCUUUCUUGGGUGCCUCCUCAAUCCUUCCGUCUAUUUGAAGCUCUUGUGUGUGCCUUGUUACUGCUCACAAAUGUAGGCUCAAACCAGGAAAAAAUAAAUGAGGGUGUUGCUAAACAGAAAAUUGCUUUUGCCCUGUACAGGGCUGAAUGUGCAGAACGUCUCUGAGAGCAAGCAAGAGCUGAGCUGAUUUGGGGCUCUUUUUUCUGAUGUCUGAGAGGGCUUCAAGUGCUGAAAGGGACAGAGGAGAAAGUAAAUACACUCCUUGGGAAUGAAAUGCAACUGCAGAGUGAAGUACAGGAGAGGGAACAAAAAGUGGCUUUGUUAGGCCUCUUCUUUAGAGUACUCAGAAAUGUGAUAAGUGCACGUUGACUUCAGCCUUUAUGAAAUGCAUGCUCCCGAGCAUCAAAGCAGCUAUUUGUCCCCUUUGUCCUUUGAGGGGUGGCACUGAAGGCCUGUGACAUUUAGUCCUACCUGUCAACGUGGCAAAGCCUGUGCUGCUACAGCUUGUUGCUUUCCUGGAGAAACAGCUACCUAGCAAGGAGCCCACGUGUCCUCGCAGAGACUUGUGCUUUCACUGCAGGAGCUCCUCAGCUGGACACAUGGGGCUCUUGGCGCAGCGGAGGACAGACCUGCAGGGAUUUCUUGCUGCCCUUUAGGGCCAAGCAUUUUAGCUGGGGCAGUUGCCAAGCCCCAUUGUACAACUUCAACACUUAAGGAGUGUUGGUAGCGCGUAUCCUUUGCUUUCAGCUUUGAUUAUUUUCUAGGAUCUCUUAGUGCAGUGGGAAGGGUGUGAGAGGUAUUAGGGUGAGCCUUGUCUUGGGAGGGUGCUCACUCAGAAUUAACAUAAUGAAAUGGCUAAGACAGAUUGAUAUCUCUCUCAUCAGGAGUGGGCAGGAUUUGACGUUACAUCAGCCCUGGCUCUUUGUCAGGCAUGAGGAAAAAUAGGUUCAACUCAUUGACCCUGCAAAGAACUGGGGUGUUUUUUGGAAGUGUCAUUUUCUACCAGUUUUAAUGAGCCAAGUUAGAUUACUGAGUGACUAGGCUAGCACCAGAAUAGGUGCAGGAUAAUGAGUGGAAUGUGUGUGUGGACAGGAGCGUGUGUGGAGGAGCAUGGGUAGAGCAAGAACUCCACUUUGUUGGAGGCAAGUAUUAAGUCUGUUCAAUUGUAUUAUAAAACCUUGCCUUGAACAUCGUCAUAGUUGUGAAUCUGGGGGGGCGACCUCUCAUGGCCUAGUUGCUGUGGGCAUCUGGUUUAGCUUUCAGUUAUUCGGUGGUAAAGGAGACUUUCACUUUGGAGAUGAAGCUAGAAUAGGCCCCGAUGAGCUCUUACCAGCUCGGCAUUGCUCUUGGCUUUCUGAUCCCUCCAGUGCUUGUUCCCAAUGUGGAAGACAUGGAGAAGCUGGCUUACCACAUAAGCAUCAUGUUCUUCAUGACAGCAGGCGUGGCAACAGCCCUCUUCAUCCUGGUUGUCAUAGUCUUCAAAGAGAAGCCCCCAUACCCUCCGAGCCGAGCUCAGGCCCUGAUCCAGUCACGACCAGCAGAGGAAUAUUCCUACGUGCAAUCGAUCCUCCGCCUGCUCCGCAAUGCCAACUUUGUGCUGCUUAUGGUCACCUAUGGUCUGAAUACAGGUUGCUUCUACUCCCUGUCCACGCUGCUGAACCGCAUGGUGAUCCAUCACUACCCAAAGGAGGAGGUGAAUGCUGGCAGGAUUGGACUCACCAUUGUACUGUCAGGCAUGGCUGGUGCUCUGAUCUCUGGCCUCUGGUUGGACAGAACCAAAACCUACAAACAGACAACGCUAGUGGUCUAUGUCAUGUCUCUGCUGGGGAUGGUAGUCUACACUUUCACUCUGAACCUAGGCCACCUCUGGGUGGUCUUUGUGACUGCAGGCGUUCUGGGAUUUUUCAUGACGGGGUACCUUCCCCUGGGCUUUGAGUUUGCUGCAGAGUUGACAUACCCAGAAUCAGAAGGAACAUCAUCAGGGCUCCUUAAUGUCUCAGCACAGAUCUUCGGUAUUGCCUUCACCAUCAGCCAGGGGCAGAUCAUCGAUCACUUUGGGACAAAGGCAGGAAACCUCUUUCUUUGUUCCUUCCUGUUGCUGGGGUCCAUUAUGACAGCAUUCAUUAAGGCUGAUCUCCGAAGACAGCAGGCGAAUGUGGAAAAUGAACAUACAAAAGCCAUGCCAGAAGCCUGCACCGCUCCCAUCGUCCUUGAGGAGUCAAAGCUGUGAAAAAGAGGGGUGGCAGAGCUGGGAGAUGCGGGACGUCCCCCCACCCUCAUUCUCACCUUUGCUACCUACACCAUCCUGUUACAUGUGAAUUCUGGCAGGGGGGCAGCUGGGAACUGCUUGUAGAGCAUGACAGAGUGAAACAGAAAGGGAGUUGCUCCCUUCAGUUAUACCUCUGCACCUUGCUGUUCUGGAGACUGUGCUGAGUGAGAGAAGUUGUUGAGAAAAGUCACUGCUCCCCUUCACCCCAUGUAUGCUUGGAAGAAAAGCACACGUUGUCAGAAAAGCCCCAGUUCCAGGCGAGUCCUGAGCAGGUGAGGGUGGCACCUUGCGUGUGGUCUGUGCCUUUUCUCCUAGGGAAGCAAUGAUACAGAAUGCCAGUGCUGGACUGUGCUUACUGUGAGCAGCCCUGGGAGAGCUGUGACCUGGCUCUCAGGAAGAGGGAUUGCACUGACUGCCUGUGAUGUCCUCCACGUUGCACAGGUGAUGGUAGGGGCUCCAGCACAACACCAGCCCAUCAGUGCAAAGCAGUACAACUGCUGUGGCCAGUGCCAGUUUUCUAUAUGUGGCUGUAGAGAAAGAUCCACCUAGAAUUCACUUGGGUUGCUCUAAUGUUCCUGUAUACUAGGAAUAAUGGAGAGAUACCAAUAGAUCUCCUACUAGAAGCAAGGAUUAGUGCUGUGGCUGCAGCCUGAGCCCAGGUCAGCUAGCAGCAGGAGUGACUCAAAGCGUAAGCUCUCAAGGCUGAGGAUCAAAUCUUCCUCCUUAAUGAUGAAGUGCCUUUUGCAACUUUUAACACUACACAAAAGCCUUUGUGGAUUAUCAGAUGACCUGUCAGGGCAUUGUUGCCCUGCGCUGCUAUGGUGAGGUGUUUUCAGCACAGUGGGAAUGAUGUACUCGAGUAUGGAGGGAGGCUUCCACUUUGUGGUAGAAGCCUUCUUACCCACAGUUCUGUCUCGUAUGCUGGUGUUCAUCUCCCAGUCACAAAUGUAGACCCUCAAAACCCUUUUCCUUCCUUUCCAGCAUCCAUCCCUUGGUGGAGACAUCAAGUGUCCUUAUACCAAUAUCAUGCAGUUACACGCAUACCCUACUGGAAAAAAACCCACAAAUGCAGACUGGAUGAAAAUAUAUUACAAAAAAUCCCCCCCCCCCCUUUUUUUUGAUAGUUUGGGAUUGAGGAUGUGGUCUAAAAUGGCUUUUAAAUAUAAUUUUUAUAUGAAAUAAAAAAUUUCAAGUGUGCAAUA
Molecule: messenger RNA, 6029 nt
Organism: Gallus gallus (chicken)
Lineage: Eukaryota; Metazoa; Chordata; Aves; Galliformes; Phasianidae
Gene: FLVCR2
Product: feline leukemia virus subgroup C cellular receptor family member 2
Exons: 10
Coding region: 3877-4788 (303 amino acids)
Biological process (GO): heme export; transmembrane transport
Cellular component (GO): membrane
Molecular function (GO): heme binding; heme transmembrane transporter activity
Source: RefSeq, a predicted model, not a curated record